Messenger RNA from Theileria annulata, 948 nucleotides. RefSeq names its product mitochondrial solute carrier-like protein, putative. Bases 1 to 948 code for a protein of 315 amino acids. Gene Ontology annotation, molecular function: ferrous iron transmembrane transporter activity. The record is from RefSeq and is a predicted model, not a curated record. The transcript has 4 exons. Gene Ontology annotation, cellular component: mitochondrial membrane. Gene Ontology annotation, biological process: iron import into the mitochondrion. Lineage: Eukaryota; Apicomplexa; Aconoidasida; Piroplasmida; Theileriidae.
AUGGAUUCGGAUCCUAAUGAUCCAUUAGAUUGGGAAAAUUGGACAGGUGACAUGCCAUUUUGGCAACAUGCUUUUUGUGGUAGUAUUGCUGGAGUUAUGGAACAUAUUUCAUUGUUCCCCCUGGACACUAUUAAGACCAGACUACAAACUAACUCAACCAGUUCUUAUUCAAUCAAUUCUGGGAAUUCCAGAAACACACUGAAUUCACAAUGUAAAUCCAUAUACAACGGUGUUAAGAGGAGAUUAACGACUUACUCAAUUAACACUAAACUGAGUAAUCCCAGAGGACUAUACACAAACCUGUUUAAGGGAAGCAAUGUGAUAAUAAUCGGCUGUGUCCCAGCCCAUGUAUUAUAUUUUACUGUGUACGAAAAGAUAAAGAAUUCGGGAAAUAUUGCAAUUUCUGGCGCAACUGCAACAGUUUGCCACGAUUUAAUUCUCACUCCAGCCGACGUUAUUAAGCAGCGAUUGCAGCUUAAUCUACACAGUAGUACUCUAGAUUGUGUCGUAAACUUGUUAAAAACUGAGGGGUUUGGUGCUCUUUUCAGGUCACUCUCAAUAACACUCUUCAUGAAUAUUCCUUAUCACUCUUUAUUGGUCACUAUUAUUCACCUGUUAAAGAAGAUUAAUAAGGAAGAUAACACUAGUAAUUAUAAACAGUUUAUUUAUUCAGGAUUGGGAGGAGCGAUAGCUGGAGCACUAACAACGCCGUUAGAUGUUAUAAAAACAAGAUUACAAACACAAACAUGUCAUUACAAUAGUCAUCAACCAUAUUAUCCUCUCAAAUACAAAAAUAUAAUAAUGACUUAUAAGAAUAUAUAUCGUAAUGAGGGAUUAAGAGGCUUUAUGCGCGGGAUGAGUACCAGAGUCGGGAUGUGCACACCCUCAGCAGCCAUCUCUUGGGGCACUUACGAAACACUCAAAAAUCUCAUCAAACUACUCAACUAA